AUGCACACAUUGUGUGAAACCGUGGCUAAGACCUUACAGGCCCUAACCCCCAGCAACGACCCCCGACAAGUCCACGCAAAGCCAUACUACAACUACAACACCGGGCUCAUUCCCCAAGCAGUCCUAAAGCAUAGAGUACACCUCCUCGCAGCAAAUCCUAAGAAAGUCAUCACUAUUGACCCACCCUCCGUGACUCAAACAUACGGCACCCAGCCUUCACACGAAACAGAAAACCCCGUUGACAUUGCUAUAUUCGGAGAGACAGUGAAAGCCCCCCUGGGGUCCUUUGUCUAUGGUAGAGCUGGCGAUAAAGGUGCCAACUGCAAUGUGGGCUUUUACGUGAAACACCAAGAUGAAUGGGACUGGUUGAGGGCGUUCCUCACAACUGACAAGGUCAAAGAGUUGCUGGGCCCUAUUGAGUAUUCGGGAAACCCAAUCGACCGAUUCGAGAUCCCUGGUGUAAGAGUGGUGCAUUUCUUGCUGCAUGACCAUCUUGAUCGGGGUUAUAAUUCAUCUUCAAGUUGUGAUGUUUUGGGAAAGAAUACGUGCGAGUUUCUGCGGUCGAAUACAGUUGAUGUUCCUAAGGUGUUUUUGCAGCGUUGUUAG
Aspergillus niger is the source of this 606-nucleotide messenger RNA. RefSeq lists its product as uncharacterized. Lineage: Eukaryota; Fungi; Ascomycota; Eurotiomycetes; Eurotiales; Aspergillaceae. The coding region runs from base 1 to 606 and encodes 201 amino acids. The transcript is spliced from 2 exons. The record is from RefSeq and is a predicted model, not a curated record.